UCUUCUUCUUCAAACCCACUUUCCCACUCUUGAUAAAUCUCACCUCCACACACUCCAUCCCCAAUUCCCCUUCUCUCUCUCUCUCUAACAAUGCUAAUUCUCCAUCUCUUCAUAACCUGCCUCCUCCUCCUCCUCUCCCCCGCCCUUUCCGCCACCAUCAGCACCACCUCCACCUCCUCCGGCCAUGCAAUCCCCUUUCCCCACUACGAACACCUCAACAUCAAACAAUCAAUCGCCUCCACCACCCUCCGCCCCCUUUCCUCCGACUCCGACUCCAACAAUACCGGCGCCAGACUCCAGCUCCUCCACCGCGACAAGCUCCCCUUCCACCGCCACAAGGACCACCGCCGCCGCUUCCUCUCCCGCAUGCAACGAGACUCCCGGCGCGUGGCCGCCGUCCUCCGGCGCACCUCGGGCGCCGCUUAUGAGACCGCGGACUUCGGCGCGGAGGUGGUCUCCGGCAUGGAGCAGGGCAGCGGCGAGUACUUCGUGAGAAUCGGUGUGGGGAGCCCCGCGCGGAGUCAGUACAUGGUGAUUGACUCCGGCAGCGACAUCGUGUGGGUCCAAUGCCAGCCAUGCAGCCAAUGCUACCACCAAUCCGACCCGGUAUUCGACCCGGCCGAGUCCGCCUCCUUUUCGGGCGUCUCAUGCAGCUCCACCGUGUGCGACCGGGUCGAGAAUUCGGGGUGCCACGGCGGCCGCUGCAAAUACGAGGUCUCCUACGGAGACGGCUCCUACACCAAGGGCACUUUGGCCUUAGAGACCCUCAGCAUCGGCCACACCACCGUCCAAAACGUGGCGAUCGGGUGCGGCCACAUGAACCGGGGCAUGUUUGUCGGGGCGGCCGGGUUGCUGGGCUUGGGCGGAGGAUCCAUGUCGCUGGUGGGGCAACUCGGCAGCCAGACGGGUCAAGCCUUUAGCUACUGCCUAGUCAGCCGGGGCACGGCCUCCUACGGCUCGCUCGAGUUCGGCCGCUCCGUCCUGCCCGUGGGGGCCGCCUGGGUUCCGCUUCUGCAGAACCUGCGGGCCCCCAGUUUUUACUACGUUGGCCUCUCCGGCCUUGGGGUCGGCGGCACCCGGGUGCCCGUCUCCGAGGACGCCUUCAGGCUCUCCGAGUCCGGCGACGGCGGGGUCGUCAUGGACACUGGCACCGCCGUCACCCGUCUUCCCUCCGCCGCCUACGCUGCCUUCCGGGACGCCUUCUUAGCGGAGACCGCAAACCUGCCCCGGGCCGCCGCUGUCUCCAUUUUUGACACCUGUUAUGACCUCAACGGCUUUGUCACGGUUCGGGUCCCCACCGUUUCCUUCUUCUUGUUGGGCGGCCCCAUCCUCACUUUGCCCGCCCGAAACUUUCUAAUUCCGGUAGAUGAACGGGGCACCUUCUGUUUCGCCUUUGCCCCGUCGCCCUCCGAUCUUUCUAUAAUAGGAAAUAUUCAGCAAGAAGGCAUCCAAAUCUCUUUUAAUGGGGCUAAUGGAUAUGUCGGCUUCGGCCCCAACGUGUGCUGAGCAUUUUGGAUGUUUAAACUGUAAAAUACUCCACUAUACUACUCCUAGUUUAUUGUUUCUUUCUUUUCCUUGUAUUUAAAUUUUCUUGUUUACCUACUAUAUAUAGAGUGAUUAAUUAUAUCA
Messenger RNA from Salvia hispanica, 1629 nucleotides. Its product is annotated as Eukaryotic aspartyl protease family protein. Gene Ontology annotation, molecular function: aspartic-type endopeptidase activity. NCBI's taxonomy places the organism in Eukaryota, Viridiplantae, Streptophyta, Magnoliopsida, Lamiales, Lamiaceae. The record is from RefSeq and is a predicted model, not a curated record. Gene Ontology annotation, biological process: proteolysis.